AAAAACAAAAACACCAUGUCCUCUCAGUCAAAUUUUCUCCCUCUUUCCCCUACACUUCCAAGCAUUCUGCCACUACCUUUCUUGUCCUUCAAGAGUGUCUGGUCAUUCGGGGUUAAAGACAAACGAGUUAACUUUGAUUUCCGCUUGGGAUGCAGUGCUAUAUCCAAACCUCGAACUCAAGAAUACAUAAAUAUUUUUCAAAAUGGCAUCUCAGUCGUAAAGUGGCAUGAAAUUGUGGAGGAUGACGUAAAGACGGAGAAUAAAGCUCUUAAGGUUUCUACACCAAAUAACAUAAAGGAACGUGUCAAUUCCAUCAAAUCAAUGUUGGACUCCAUGGGAGAUGGAGAAAUAAGCAUUUCAGCUUAUGACACGGCAUGGGUUGCUCUAGUUGAAGAUAUUCAUGGAAGUGGGCUUCCUCAAUUCCCAUCCAGUCUUAAGUGGAUUGCCAACAAUCAGCUUCACGAUGGUUCUUGGGGUGAUAGUGAAAUUUUUUUUGCUUAUGAUCGAAUAAUCAACACCUUAGCUUGUGUUAUUGCACUAAAGUCAUGGAAUAGUCAUCCUGAAAAGUACCAAAAAGGAAUUACAUUCUUAAAAGAAAACAUAUGCAAGCUAGAGUAUGAGAAUGCUGAGCACAUGCCAAUAGGCUUUGAAGUUGCUUUCCCUUCACUUCUGGACAUAGCUAGAAAUUUAAACAUUGAAGUAGUACCUCCUGAUUUACCUGUCUUGCAAGAGAUAUAUGCCAAGAGAAAUAUAAAGCUCUCAAGGAUACCAAGGGACAUUAUGCACAAAGUGCCCACAACACUACUCCAUAGCUUGGAGGGGAUGCAAGGAUUGGACUGGGAAAAGCUUCUUAAACUGCAGUCCCAAGAUGGGUCAUUCUUGUUCUCUCCAUCAUCCACUGCCUUUGCACUCAUGCAAACUAAAGAUGAAAAUUGCCUCAGAUAUUUAAACAAAGCGAUCCACAGGUUCAAUGGGGGAGUACCAAACGUGUAUCCGGUAGACUUGUUUGAACAUCUUUGGACUGUGGAUCGGUUGCAACGCCUAGGAAUUUCAAGAUAUUUUCAGCCAGAGAUGAAGGAAUGUAUUAAUUAUGUUUCCAGAUAUUGGAAUGACAAAGGAAUUUGUUGGGCAAGAAAUUCUGAGGUUCGUGAUAUUGAUGACACUGCCAUGGGAUUCAGGUUACUAAGAUUGUAUGGUCAUGAGGUAUCAGCGGAUGUGUUUAAGCAUUUUGAGAAAGGUGGUGAGUUCUUUUGCUUUGCCGGGCAGUCAACACAGGCUGUGACAGGAAUGUAUAACCUGUACAGAGCUUCACAAGUGCUCUUUCCAGGAGAGAAGGUCCUUGAGGAUGCAAAGAAAUUCUCAUCAAACUUCUUAAGAGAAAAACAAGUUGGUAAUGAGCUCUUUGACAAAUGGAUCAUAACGAAAGACUUACCUGGUGAGGUGGGUUACGCACUACAACUUCCAUGGUAUGCAAGCUUACCUCGUGUAGAGACGAGAUUCUACAUAGAGCAGUAUGGUGGUGAAGAUGAUGUUUGGAUUGGCAAGACCCUUUACAGGAUGUCGAAAGUCAACAAUGAAACCUAUCUGGAGGUAGCAAAACUAGACUACAACAAUUGCCAAGCCUUGCAUAGGAUGGAAUGGGACGGUAUUCAACAGUGGUACUCAGAAUGCAAUCUUGGAGAGUUUGGAUUAAGCAGAAGAACCCUUCUCUUUGCUUAUUUUCUAGCCUCAUCCAGUAUUUUCGAGCCAAAAAGGUCCAUAGAAAGACUUGCAUGGACUAAAACCACAGCCUUGGUUGAAGCAAUCACAUAUUAUUUUGAUGAAAAGGAAAUGAGAAGAGACUUCCUACAAGAAUUCAGAAACUACAGUAAUACACGAGACUGCAUAAACAGAAGGGGAUCGAAUACAAACAAGACAUGUCAAGGACUUAUCGAGACCUUACUUGAUACCAUAAACCAUCUCUCAUUGGAGGCACUUGUGACACAUGGUCAAGAUAUUAGCCGCCAUUUACAUCUAGCAUGGGAAAAGUGGAUCCUGAAGUGGCAUAUUGAAGGUGAUAGGCAGCAAGGAGAGGCAGAGCUAUUGGUACAUAUCAUAAAUCUCACAGCUGGCCGUUUGUUUUCGGAGGAACUAAUGUCUCAUCCUCAAUAUAAACCACUAUCUGACCUCAUUAACAAAAUAUAUUGUCAACUUUGUUCUUACCAAAAGCACAAGGUAUACAAUGUCAAGGGCAGCAACACUUCAUGUUCUGACAACAUCACUACCCCAGAAAUAGAAUCGGACAUGCAAGGACUUGUGCAAUUGGUACUGCAGAACUCCUCAAAUGAUAUUGAUUCUGAUAUCAAGCAAACGUUUCUCACAGUAGCCAACAGUUUAUAUUAUGCAGCCUACUGUGAUCAUGAGACUAUCAACUUCCAUAUUGCUCGAGUACUAUUUGAAAGAAUAGUUUGAAAAAACAGUACUUUGAAUUAUCUGUGUAAAUAAAUGCCAUUAUUUAUGAAGCAUAUUCGAUUCUCUCCA
Messenger RNA from Quercus lobata, 2520 nucleotides. RefSeq names its product Terpenoid cyclases/Protein prenyltransferases superfamily protein (gene GA1). The record is from RefSeq and is a predicted model, not a curated record. Bases 16 to 2451 code for a protein of 811 amino acids. Lineage: Eukaryota; Viridiplantae; Streptophyta; Magnoliopsida; Fagales; Fagaceae. The transcript has 15 exons. Gene Ontology annotation, biological process: gibberellin biosynthetic process. Gene Ontology annotation, cellular component: chloroplast. Gene Ontology annotation, molecular function: magnesium ion binding; terpene synthase activity.